Dibothriocephalus latus is the source of this 837-nucleotide messenger RNA. NCBI's taxonomy places the organism in Eukaryota, Metazoa, Platyhelminthes, Cestoda, Diphyllobothriidea, Diphyllobothriidae. The record is from the annotation of a GenBank genome assembly.
AAAAUCUUUGACGCCACUGCAGGACCAUUUCCGUUCUUGCCCUCCAAAGUCUACCACUUUGCUAGUGAUCGUUUCAUUGACGCCUCAGUCGCUGUGCAAGACCAAGUCCUGUCAUGGCUGGAGAUCCUUACUGCUGUCGACGUCAGCAUCCCCAUGAAGGAACUUUUAACCAUGUUCCGCUACGGAACUGCUGCCUUCGCAAAGCAUAACAAGUUCUACGAGUAUGUAUCCACAGUCGAUCAUCGAGACAUGAACCUGAGUGAUAGCGACUGCGACGACCUCACUUACUCCGACUGUGCUAGUCCAGGAUCGGAUUAUUUGGAUGACUGCUUUGACGAGGAGGACGAGCAAGAUAGCUUAGGAGAAAGCGCUUCUGAUGGCGAAUCUCAGCCAAGAGGAUUGCAUGAGAAAGCUGGUCAGGGUAAUGAUGAUCUCUCUAUUGAAGAAAAAGCAGAUGAUUAUUCGGAGUAUGCGGAUGAUGAAUCAACCGGUCUGCUCGCCUCCGAUGGGCAACCUACUAAAAAAGGUGCUAUCCGUUUCUUCCUGAGCGAAAAAAAGUCCACGAAACAGACAAGUAAUACAGAGAAGCAAAGGAAAGAAGUUGAAGAUACUUAUGCCACACGCGAAAUUUUUCCAUCUAAGGAGAAAAAGAGGUCGAGAAACACCAAACGUCAGUCGAGGCGAUACUCCGUGCGUCAGGAUGACCAGCGAAAAAUCUCCCCCAGACGCAAGAAAACCAUCCUCUACCGGGCUACACGGUGCUUAGGACUGAUGUUAGACCUCUUAGGCAAGCAGGUCUGUUGGCGAUUUAUACCAUUUUUGUUUUUUAUGUCAUAA